Diorhabda carinulata is the source of this 2712-nucleotide messenger RNA. Its product is annotated as eukaryotic translation initiation factor 4B. NCBI's taxonomy places the organism in Eukaryota, Metazoa, Arthropoda, Insecta, Coleoptera, Chrysomelidae. The record is from RefSeq and is a predicted model, not a curated record. The coding region runs from base 230 to 1156 and encodes 308 amino acids. The transcript has 4 exons.
UCUUCGGCAGCGGAAACACGCUGUAUAACCCUCAUACAAUACACCUUCCAUGGAUGUCCAAUUCAGUAUAUUUCACCAUAUAUGAACAGGUUAUUAGUCACUUGGUUUUGGUAGUUCGACUCGUCGAGGGGUCCCAAGUACUUUUCAGUAAUAUUUUUAUUUUUGAGUCUUCAUCAUAGUGUUUGUGAUUUAUGUGUAUUUUCUUAUCCAUUGAUCUCACGACGAUAAUAUGUCAAUUAAAUACUUAAAAACUAUUGAAUUUAGUAUUUUCAUAAUACUGCUCAAUUUCCACAAUACAUUUUCUACUCUCAGCGAUGUUCUCAUGCCGGAAUUAACAAAAACGUCUGAAGGAAGAUCUCCAUUUUCAACACCAAUUCGCUUGGCUAGAGAAAUAAAAUAUCCGAGAUAUGCCAGCGACAAUACGGACAAAAACUUGAAGCCGGAAGAUUCAACGGAUCGAGACAUUAACAACUCUCCUCCAGGAAAGAGAUGUAUUAGCUGCUUCUCCGGUUAUCCAAGCUACUCAUAUCAACCUACUUAUGACAGACCGAGGUAUAAUUAUGAUGACAUCAGAGGCAGGGAUUAUGACAGAUACGACGAUAGAGAUAGGUACUACGAUAGGGAUAGGUAUUAUGACAGGGAUCGGUAUUAUGACAGAUAUGACAGGUAUUCCGAUAGAGAUCGAUACUACAGAGGUAGAGAUCGAUACGACAGAGACCGGUACUACGACCCUUAUGAUUACGAUCGAUAUAACUCCUACGACCGAUAUGAUCGUUAUAAUGACAGAUACGACAGAUAUGAUGGCGACCGAUAUAAUUCAGAUCGAGGUAUAGGAUAUGAUAACAGAGGAUACGAUUAUAGAUAUGAUCCGUACAGAUCAUCCGAUGACAGCUAUCGAUAUGGACGACCUGAUUAUGGUACUUCAGGUUACGCCAAUAGAUGGAAUUAUGGAAACAGCGGCUCCGAUAGAGAUGAUUAUUAUAACAGAGAUAGGUACCCAAAUUACCGACCAACCGGUAAAGAUCCUUACAAUAGAGAUCCUUACAAUGAUACUUAUAGACCCACAAGUUAUCUGUAUGGUAGACCAUCAUCUACAACCUUGAAGCCACCAACUGAAGACCCACGCACACAAUCUCCACAAGAGAAUUCGGGAUAAUUGUUUAGAUAUUCAUUAAUUAACUUAAUAUAUAAAUAAACGAAGUGUGAAAUUACAUAAAGUAAACAGAAUAUUUUCAUUCCAUUGCAAAUAUAAAUUAUUUCUUAAUUAUUCUUAUUAUAAAAGUCAGAAUUCUUUUUAUAUGAAUAUUAACUUUGAAUUACGUCUCAUUAAUACCCUAUGAAGAAUUAUUGCUUGUAUAUCGGCAUUUUCAUCAAUUGAUAGAUAAUACUUAAUAAAUUCAAGUACAACAACAUUUCAUCAUGCACUUUUUCAGCGAAGAAUAGUUAUUAUUUAAAAUCUCUAGCCAUCCCUACUUUUUGAAUAUCAGUAACAGCAAAUAUCAAGUAAUUCAUUUUUUUAGUUUUAUAAAACUACUUUCAGUACAAAAAGUAUGAGUAUUCCUGAGCGUGUAACAGACGUCUUCGAAGGUGUCAAAAGGCUCACCGGAUAAUAGGAAUUUCUUGAGGUCCAAUAAACCGUGAUAAUCGUAAGGGACAUGAUCAGCGCUGUAUAGUUAAUGAUUGAACAGUUCCCAGUCAAAUUCCGUCAAAAUAGCUGUUGUGCGUCGAGCUUUAUAUGGACUAGCACUGUCACGAAAGGGAACAAUAUUUGUAUUAAGCACUCCACGUUUGUUGUUAUGAAUUGGGCGUCACAAUUUAUAUUUACAGAAUCGUGUACGAAACUCAAUAGGCAGAAUACUCUUCCGUACCCACAACGUCUGUUUGCAUUUAGAUCUGACCGGAGAUCCACUAUACCGCCAAUGAAUUAGCUGCUGCUUGGGUUCCGAGUUGAAAUCAGAAGUCCAAUUCAGAAAUAUCAGUGCUGCACGUAACUGUUAAUUUUUAUAUUUAGAUGAUUCGGCUCCCAUUUAGUUGUUGAACACAAGUUGCUUCGUGACAAUAUCAUGCAACAAGAAUUGUGAUAUCUGCAGAAAAUGGCUGCUAAGUUUCGUAGUCGUAAUGGUUUUCCAACACGCGAUGCCUCAUAAUCUCAACAAGAUUAUUUUUGACAAGAGAUGAUUGCCCGAUGGACUCUUCUUCAUGGAUAAUUUGAAGAAUUUCAAAAAAUGUUGAUAUCAGUAACCUACUAUCUACUUUCUCAUGAUUUUCGGUACACAGACCUAAUUUUCGCAAUGCUUUUUGUAAAGAACUUUAUCAGCGAUCUAAAUUCAUAGCCGUCAAGGUAAAUAAUAAGAUCUGUCCACAGUUCCAACGCUAUAUGACUGAUAAGUUAAUGGAAAGAUAACAGAAAACUUAUUUUCUGGAUAUGCCUCGUAAAUAAAGGAGAAGUAGGGAAAACUAUUUGUUUUUUAUAAAUUCAAUUUAAUUUUUUGUGAAAUGUAACAAAUUUUUGUUGUAAAUAUAACUAUUUAUAGAACAAAAUAUAUUGUGUAGUUUUCAGAAAAGUUAUUUAUGAAUAUAUCUAUGCGUUCUAGGAUAUUCAACAGAUAAACCACUCGCAUUACUGCCUUUUUGUAAAAAUAAUCCCUUAUAUUAUUAUUAGAUAGUUGAUUUUGUACCCUUCCAGAAUAAAAAUAGAAAUUUUUAGACGAA